Messenger RNA from Agrilus planipennis (emerald ash borer), 1011 nucleotides. RefSeq names its product very-long-chain (3R)-3-hydroxyacyl-CoA dehydratase 2 (gene Hacd1). The transcript is spliced from 4 exons. The coding region runs from base 145 to 849 and encodes 234 amino acids. The record is from RefSeq and is a predicted model, not a curated record. Gene Ontology annotation, biological process: very long-chain fatty acid biosynthetic process; sphingolipid biosynthetic process; fatty acid elongation. Lineage: Eukaryota; Metazoa; Arthropoda; Insecta; Coleoptera; Buprestidae. Gene Ontology annotation, molecular function: 3-hydroxyacyl-CoA dehydratase activity. Gene Ontology annotation, cellular component: endoplasmic reticulum membrane.
ACCUGUUUGUAGCCUUGAUCUUUGUACCACAGACUUUAAUUAGUGAAAUCAAAGUUUAUUAUUUUCGAAAAUAAUUUCGUACUUACUUAAUAAAAGAGAGUAACGAUUGUUUAAUUCAUAUAAGCUUUACUUCAGUUUUGCAAAAUGACGGGUUCCGCUAUAAAACAAAAAAGAGAAACGUCUGGCUUUUCUAAAGCUUAUUUAAUUGUAUACAAUGUUGUACAGACAUUGGGCUGGUCAUACUUACUUUUUCAAGUUGUCACCUAUUAUGUAAGUUUAAAAUCAGCCAAUAGUUUAUAUGAAACAGUAAAAUGGACAGUUAUUAUUUUUCAAAAUGCCGCUGUUUUGGAAAUUGUUCAUGCAUUUUUAAAACUUGUGCCAUCUAACCCAAUAGUAACACUUCAACAAGUUUUUUCACGAGUAAUGUUAGUAUGUGGUGUUUUGAUGGUUACUAACGAGGGAAGAGAUUAUUUUGGAUUGCCAUUGGCAUUGUUUGCUUGGUGCAUUACUGAAAUUAUUAGAUAUGGUUUUUAUGCCUUAAACCUUAUUGGAUUUGUGCCGGAUUUAAUGAAGUGGUUAAGGUACACCACAUUUAUUAUUUUAUAUCCUGUUGGCGUAACUGGUGAAUUGCUGUGUCUUUAUGGAGCCUUCAGAGAAGUCUCUAGAAAUAGACUGUGGUCUGUUGAUUUACCAAACUUUAUAAAUUUUAGUUUUCAGUAUGAUUAUUUUAUCAUGCUUGUUAUGUUGCUGUAUAUUCCAUUGUUCCCUCAACUAUACUUACAUAUGUUUACUCUCAGGAGAAAAGUACUUGGUGGAGUUAACAAAUUUCCAGAAAAUAAAACGAAAUAAUUUAAUACAGGUAUUUAUAGGAAGAGAAAUAUAGCGGGAUGGUUUUUUAUAAUGGGGUUUCCAGUUUUUAUUGCAUGGGUAUUUUGUUACUGAGAUAUGAGACUUUUUUACUAAUGUUUUGUUAUUUUUAUGAAAAUAAAAAAGGAAUAUUUAUCAAAAUAG